This is a messenger RNA of Fragaria vesca subsp. vesca, 2034 nucleotides long. RefSeq lists its product as uncharacterized. The transcript is spliced from 4 exons. NCBI's taxonomy places the organism in Eukaryota, Viridiplantae, Streptophyta, Magnoliopsida, Rosales, Rosaceae. The record is from RefSeq and is a predicted model, not a curated record. The coding region runs from base 1 to 2034 and encodes 677 amino acids.
AUGGAUAAGUCAUGGAUGCAAGCAGAUAGAAGGUCUAAUGAAUAUAGAUCUGGGGUGGAAGCGUUUAUUGAGUUUGCCUUGGUAAAUGCUAGGGACCCGUACCACAUUUGUUGUCCUUGCACAAAGUGUGAGAAUGACAAGGACUUUUCUACCCAAGUGAUUAAGACUCAUUUCUUUUUGAAUGGGAUUAACUUAUACUACGACAUAUGGGAUGAACAUGGGGAGGCUGUAGUUAAUUCGGAAUCAGAUUCAGAUAGGUAUAGUACUGAGAUAGAUGAAGAUAGUGAGACAGAUUCAAGUGCUUCAUGUAUUGUUGGGGGUCACAUGGAGGCAGAAUAUGAUGUGCAAUCAGAUAGUGAUGGGGAUGAAUAUCUUUCCGGUGAGUACACUGGUUUUAGGCAGUUUAUUGACGAUGGCAACAAACCCUUGUAUCCUGGUUGCACUACUCACACGAGGAUGGCUGUCAUUGUGAAGCAUUACAACAUCAAAAUGAAGCAUAGUAUGAGUGAGCCUGCUUACUCAGAUAUGUUGGCUUCCUUUGCCGAGUUUCUUCCCACAGGAAACUCAAUACCGGACACUCUUUCCGACGCAAACAAGGUUUUGACCGCAUUAGGGAUAGACUACACUAAAAUAGAUGCAUACCCUAAUGAUUGUAUUCUGUACAGAAAAGACUAUGAAGAAGAAACCAAGUGUCCUAGAUGUACAAAAUCUAGGUGGAAAUUAGACAGUAAUGACAAAGAGAGAGAAGGAGUACCUGCAAAAGUCUUAUGGUACUUUCCUAUUAUCCCUAGGUUCAAGAGAAUGUUUCAAUCACCUGAAACAUCAAAGGGCCUAACUUGGCAUGCCACAACACGGAAAAAGGAUGGAUUUCUUCGCCAUCCAGCAGAUUCCACUUCUUGGAAGUUAGUGGAUGAAAAGUGGCCUACUUUUGGGGAUAAACCACGAAACCUACGACUUGCAUUGUCAUCGGAUGGUUUCAAUCCUCAUAGUGUCCAAAGCAACAGUUACAGGUGUUGGCUUGUUAUUCUAGUUACCUACAAUCUACCGCCAUGGUUGGUAAUGAAGAGGAAGCACAUAAUGCUUUCCUUGUUGAUAUCAGGGCCUAAACAACCGGGGAAUGACAUAGAUGUGUAUCUUGAACCGUUGAUAGAUGACCUAAAGCUGUUAUGGGUAGGAGUUAGUGGGGUUUAUGAUGUAGUGAAGAAUGAAAUCUUUACUCUUAGGGCUGCACUUUUCUGGACAAUAAAUGAUUUUCUGACGAACGGUAACCUUUCGGGGAGUAUUGUUAAAGGUUAUAAUGGCUGUCUGAUUUGCCUUGAUCAAACAGAGCCCACAAGGCUAAAAAACGGAAGGAAGAUGUCCCCCAACAAUAAUAGGAGGUUCUUAGAGAAGUAUCAUCCAUAUCGAAAACUAAAAGCUGCCUUCAAUAACUGCACCGAAGAUAGGACUGCUUCGGUGCCCUUGACAGGAGAGGAACUUUUGAGAAGGCCUUUCGGCAAGAAAGAUAAAACUUCCAAGUAUAAGGGGGGUGAGGAUGAGAGAAGGCCUUCUUGGAAGAAAAAGUCCAUAUUCUUUGAGCUUGAUUAUUGGAAGUAUCUCCCUGUUUGGUGCUGCCUUGACGUUAUGCACAUUGAAAAGAAUGUGUGUGAUAGUCUGUUGGGGACAUUAUUGAACAUUCUCGGAAAAACUAAGGACGGACUCAAUACUCGGUAUAUGAAGGUGUGCAAGGGAUAUGUUAAAAACGAAACCUAUCCGGAAGGGUGCAUUGCUGAGCGCUACAUUGCUGAAGAGGCAGUUGAGUUCAUAGAGGAAAAUUACUUCGACGACAUUACUGUUGGGAUUCCACCUGACCCCAACACGUAUGACAGGCCUACAUCGGGUGCUACUGUUGAGUCUCAUUUUGGCAAGGAUUUGGAUGAAGCUCAUCUAUGUGAAGGAGAGGUUGCUACUCAGCUUAGUGAACCCGAUUGUGAUGUCCCUGAGAUUGUGAAGUGGCUGGCAGAUAAACCAGGGAAUGAAGUAUCGAAGUUUUAG